GCCAAUUCUCCUGCCUGAGCCUCGGCCCAACAAAAUGGCGGCGGCAGCAGUGUCGCUUUGUUUCAGUGGCUCCUGCAGCGGUGGCAGUGGUGGCAGCUGUUGAGCUGUGGGAAGAUUUCUGCACCAGCUCCAGUGACUUUUAAGAUUCCUGUCCAUUUCUGUCGGGAUUGGGCGCCGGGAGUGGGGGACGGCGGCAUCCAAGAGUUGCCGAAGCUGACCAGGCGUUCCAGCAAAAACAUGACCGCUGAGUCCAUGAGUGAAAGCAAGUUGAACACAUUGGUGCAGAAGCUUCAUGACUUCUUGGCACACUCAUCAGAAGAAUCUGAGGAAACUUGUUCUUCUCCACAAUUUGCAAUGAACCAAAGCACAGAUAAAAGUAGUGGUUCUGGAAGUAACUCUGAUAUGAUGGAAAAUAGCAAGGAAGAGGGAACUAGCUCCUCAGAAAAGUCCAGAUCUUUAGGAUCAUCACGAUCAAAGAGGAAACCUUCAAUUGUAACAAAGUAUAUAGAAUCUGAUGAUGAAAAACCUUUGAAUGAAAAUGCAAAUGAAGAAGGUUCCAAUGAAAAUUCAGAAAAUAUUACUAUGCAAAGCUUGCCAAAAGGUACAGUGAUUGUACAACCAGAGCCAGUGCUGAAUGAAGACAAAGAUGAUUUUAAAGGGCCUGAAUUUAGAAGCAGAAGUAAAAUGAAAACUGAAAAUCUCAAAAAACGCGGAGAAGAUGGGCUUCAUGGGAUCGUGAGCUGUACAGCUUGUGGACAACAGGUCAAUCAUUUUCAAAAAGAUUCCAUUUAUAGACACCCUUCAUUGAAAGUCCUUAUUUGUAAGAAUUGCUUUAAGUAUUACAUGAGUGAUGAUAUUAGUCGUGACUCAGAUGGAAUGGAUGAACAAUGUAGAUGGUGUGCAGAAGGUGGAAACUUGAUUUGUUGCGACUUUUGCCAUAAUGCCUUCUGUAAGAAAUGCAUCCUGCGCAACCUUGGUCGAAAGGAGUUAUCUGCAAUAUUGGAUGAAAACAAUCAGUGGUAUUGCUACAUUUGUCACCCAGAGCCUCUAUUGGACUUGGUUACUGCAUGUAACAGCGUAUUUGAGAAUUUAGAACAGUUGUUACAGCAAAAUAAGAAGAAGAUAAAAAUUGAUAAUGAAAAGAGUAAUAAAGUGUGUGAUCAUACAUCCAAAUUUUUUCCAAAGAAGAACAGUUCCACUUGUAAUGGAGAAGAUAAAAAAUUAGAUGAUACAUGUUCUGGUUCUAUAACCUACUCUUAUACAGCACUAAUUGUGCCCAAAGAGAUGAUUAAGAAGGCAAAAAAGCUGAUUGAGACCACUGCCAACAUGAACUCCAGUUAUAUUAAAUUUUUGAAGCAAAUAGCAGAAAAUUCAGACGUCACUUCUGCUAUAAAAUUCCGUCAACUUAAGGCUUUUAAAUCUGUUUUGGCUGAUAUUAAGAAGGCUCAUCUUGCAUUAGAAGAAGAUUUGAAUUUGGAGAUACGAGCUUUGGAUGCUGUGCACAAAGAGAAAAAUACCAAAGAGCAUAAAAUUACAGAUGCUAAGUCUGAAACAAAAGUACGAAAGGGGGAUAAAAUCUGUACUGUGGAAAAGAAAGAAUAUUUAAAGUUAGAAGCUAAGCCAUCAAGAAAACGGACAGAUAGUGAACACAUAGAUCAGAGUGUCCCUACAGAGGAUCAAAAAGCAAAUAAAAAUCCUAGUGCUGAACAUAGGAAACUGGAUAGUAAAGAACAUCAGUAUGAACCUGCUAACACUUCAGAAGAUUUAGACAUGGAUAUUGUGUCUGUUCCUUCCUCAGUUCCAGAAGAUAUUUUUGGGAAUCUUGAGACUGCUAUGGAAGUUCAAAGUUCAGCUGAUUAUCAAGGAAAUGGCCACAGUGGGACAGAGCAAGAACUGGAGCGUUCAUCUGCAAAAUUAAAUAUCCCUUGCAAAGACAGCCGAGGAGGUAUUAAGUCAAAACUUACUGCUAAAGUAAGAAAAGAAUUAUUUGUUAAACUCACCCCUGUUUCCCUUUGUAAUUCCCCAAUUAAAAGUGCUGAUUGUCAGGAAGUUCCACAAGAGAAAGAUGGCUCUAAAAAUUCUGGUAUGAACAAGUCAGAGAAAUGUGGACCUGGACAGGAAAAUAGUGAUAAUGAGCAUUUGCUUGAAAACGAUGUCCCAUUACUUUCAGAAGAAUCUGAUCUCCGAAGAUCCCCACGUGUAAAGACUACCCCCUUGAGGCGACAGGCAGAAACUAACCCUACAACAUCAAAUUCAGAAGAAGAAAGUAAUGAAACAGGUAAAAUAAGAAAAAAGGAUAAGCGAAAUUCUUGUGACAGUACUCUAGGUAAUCCUAAGCCUAAUAAAUUGCCAAAAUCGAAGAAACCAGAGAUUGUAGAUCAAAAUUCAGAGUCUGAUGAAAUGCUAGCUGCUCUCAAAGGGGUAAACCAGGUAAAUCAAGGCUCUUCUUCAGAUACUGACAUUAAUGACACUCAUAUAAACCAUGAGACAUAUGAUUUAAAGACUCCAACAGGGAAAGAUGAAAAAGGAAAAAGGAAACGGAAAAAUUCUACUUCUGGCUCAGAUUUUGAUAGUAAAGAAGGAAAAUUGAUUAAAAGCUCUAUAAUCUCUAAAAAGAAGCGUCAAAACUCAGAGUCUUCUAAUUAUGACUCAGAAUUAGAAAAAGAGAUAAAAAGCAUGAGUAAAAUUGGGGCUAACAAAGCAAACAGACACAGAGUUUCAGAUAAAAAGAACUCUGACUCAUCUGAAGAUGAAAAGGUUAGCACAAAAGGAGUGGGUAAUCAAGAUCAAGAAAGUUUGAAGACUGCACCGGAAGGGUGUUCUGAUGCUGAAAGGAAACAAGUGAGAGAGUCUCUCUCUCCAGUAGAUUUUAUAGUUGAGAAUGAUAAGAGUGGGGUGGAACGGAGAGAGAGACUUUCCAAGAGGCAACAGCUCAAUGCUUCCUCUGUUGUUGCUGAGAAGACUUCUGGGAGAGGGGAGAAUAUAAAUUCUCCUGAAGACAAAAGAGUUGCUAAAUCUAAAGAAAAGAGUAAGCACCUGAAAACCAAAACAUGUAAAAAAGGUGGCUUAUCUGAUGCUAACGGUGAGUCCUCAAAGAAAGAGCAGAGUGAUGAAUCUUCUGAAGAUGAGAAAAAGCAGAUCAUAAAGGAAACUGAAGACAGGGAAAAAAUUACAGACUUGAGUACAGAAGGGAAGAUGGAGCCACAAUAUGAGUCUUCAUCUGAUGGCACUGAGAAGUUACUUGAUGGAGAAGAAAUUGUUCAUUUUCCUGAAGGCAUAGAACAAAGUAAGAAUGAAACAAUGGAUGGAGAAAAGAAAGAUAUAAGAGUAAAAGAUAAAGUAUCUACAAGGAAAAAUGAAUUAUUUGAUAAUGUUGAUAAUUUGACAGGAAAAGGAGAUAGUUGUGACUCUUCAGAAGAUAAAAAGAGUAAGAAUAGAACAUACAGUAGAGAAAAGAAAAAAUGUAACUCAUCUGAAAAGAGUUCAAGGAAGAGACAGGAAUGUUCAUCAUCUGAUACUGAGAAAUAUUCCUUGAAGGAAGAUGGUUUUGACUCUUCUGAUAAGAGAUUGAAAAGAAUUGAAUUGAGAGAAAGAAGAAAUCUAAAUUCAAAGAGAAAUACUAAGCAGAUACAAAAUGGUUCAUCAUCAUCUGAUACUGAGGAAAGUUCUGAAGAUAACAAAAAGCAGAAUAAACAAGGAACUUCAGCUAAAAAGAAGGCAAGCUGUACCAAGGAGAAAAAGAGAAACUCCCUAAGAACAAGCACGAAUAAAAGGAAGCAAGCCGACAUUUCUUCUUCAUCUUCUGAUAUAGGAGAUGAUGAUCAGAAUUCUGUAGGCGAAGGGAGCAGUGAUGAGCAGAAAAUAAUGCCUGUGACUGAAAAUUUAGUGCUGUCUUCGCAUACUGGAUUUUGUCAAUCUUCAGGAGAUGAAGCCUUAUCUAAAUCAGUGCCUGUCACAGUGGAUGAUGAUGACGACGACAAUGAUCCUGAGAAUAGAAUUGCCAAGAAGAUGCUUUUAGAAGAAAUUAAAGCCAAUCUUUCCUCUGAUGAGGAUGGAUCUUCAGAUGAUGAACCAGAAGAAGGGAAAAAAAGAACUGGAAAACUAAAUGAAGAAACCCCUGGAGAUGAGGAAAGUAAAAAUCAAGUCAAUUCUGAAUCUGAUUCAGAUUCUGAAGAGUCUAAGAAGCCAAGAUACAGACACAGGCUUUUGAGGCACAAACUAACUGUGAGUGAUGGUGAAUCUGGCGAAGAAAAGAAGACAAAGCCUAAAGACCACAAAGAAACUAAGAUCAAAAAUAGAAGGAAGGUGAAUUGUGAAGAUUCAGAAGAUUCUGAUUUUCAAGAAUCAGGAGUUAGCGAAGAAGUCAGUGAAUCUGAAGAUGAACAGCGGCCUAGAACAAGGUCUGCAAAAAAAGCAGAAUUAGAAGAAAAUCAGCGAAGUUAUAAACAGAAAAAGAAAAGACGACGCAUUAAGGUUCAAGAGGAUUCAUCUAGUGAAAAUAAGAGCAAUUCUGAAGCAGAAGGAAAAGAGCAAGAGGAGGAGGAGGAGGAAGAAGAGGAAGAAGAUGAAAAUGAUGAUUCAAAAUCUCCUGGAAAAGGCAGAAAGAAAAUUCGGAAGAUUCUUAAAGAUGAUAAGUUAAGAACAGAAACACAAAAUGCCCUUAAGGAAGAGGAAGAGCGACGAAAACGUAUUGCAGAGAGGGAGCGUGAGAGAGAGAAAUUGAGAGAGGUGAUAGAAAUUGAAGAUGCUUCACCCACCAAGUGUCCAAUAACAACUAAAUUGGUUUUAGAUGAAGAUGAAGAAACCAAAGAACCUUUAGUGCAGGUUCACAGAAAUAUGGUUAUAAAGUUGAAACCUCAUCAAGUGGAUGGGGUUCAGUUUAUGUGGGAUUGCUGCUGUGAGUCUGUAAAAAAGACAAAGAAAUCUCCAGGUUCAGGAUGUAUUCUUGCCCAUUGCAUGGGACUUGGCAAGACUUUACAGGUGGUUAGUUUUCUUCACACAGUUCUUUUGUGUGACAAAUUGGAUUUUAGUACAGCCUUAGUGGUUUGUCCUCUUAAUACUGCUUUGAAUUGGAUGAAUGAAUUUGAGAAGUGGCAAGAAGGAUUAGAAGAUGAUGAAAAGCUUGAGGUCUCUGAAUUAGCAACUGUGAAACGCCCUCAAGAAAGAAGCUAUAUGCUACAGAGGUGGCAAGAAGAUGGAGGUGUUAUGAUCAUUGGGUAUGAGAUGUACAGAAAUCUUGCUCAAGGAAGGAAUGUGAAGAGUCGAAAGCUUAAAGAAAUAUUCAAUAAAGCUUUAGUUGAUCCAGGUCCUGAUUUUGUUGUCUGUGAUGAAGGCCAUAUUCUGAAAAAUGAAGCAUCUGCUGUCUCAAAAGCUAUGAAUUCUAUACGAUCAAGGAGAAGGAUUGUUUUAACAGGAACACCACUUCAAAAUAACCUAAUUGAGUAUCAUUGCAUGGUUAAUUUUAUCAAGGAAAAUUUGCUGGGAUCCAUUAAGGAGUUCAGGAAUAGAUUUAUAAAUCCAAUCCAAAAUGGUCAGUGUGCAGAUUCUACCAUGGUAGAUGUGAGAGUGAUGAAAAAACGUGCUCAUAUUCUCUAUGAGAUGUUAGCCGGAUGUGUUCAGAGGAAAGAUUAUACAGCAUUAACAAAGUUCUUGCCUCCAAAACAUGAAUAUGUGUUAGCUGUGAGAAUGACUGGUAUUCAGUGCAAGCUCUAUCAGUACUACUUAGAUCAUUUAACAGGUGUAGGUAAUAGCAGUGAAGGUGGGAGAGGAAAGGCAGGUGCAAAGCUGUUUCAAGAUUUUCAGAUGUUAAGUAGAAUCUGGACUCAUCCUUGGUGUUUGCAGCUGGACUACAUUAGCAAAGAAAAUAAGGGUUAUUUUGAUGAAGAUAGUAUGGAUGAAUUCAUAGCUUCAGAUUCUGAUGAAACCUCCAUGAGUUUAAGUUCAGAUGAGUAUGCAAAAAAGAAGAAAACAAAGGGGAAAAAGGGGAAAAAGGAUAGUAGUUCAAGUGGAAGUGGUAGUGACAAUGAUGUUGAAGUGAUCAAAGUUUGGAAUUCAAGAUCUCGAGGAGGUGGUGAAGGAAACAUGGAUGAAACAGGAAAUAUUCCUUCAGCUUCAAUAAAGCUGGAAGAAAGUAAAACUACUUCCACUUCAAACCCAAGCAGCCCAGCUCCAGACUGGUACAAAGAUUUUGUUACAGAUGCUGAUGCUGAGGUAUUAGAGCAUUCUGGAAAGAUGGUACUUCUAUUUGAAAUUCUUCGAAUGGCUGAAGAAAUUGGGGAUAAAGUUCUUGUUUUUAGCCAGUCUCUCAUAUCUCUGGACUUGAUUGAAGACUUUCUUGAAUUGGCUAGUAGAGAGAAAACAGAAGAUAAAGAUAAACCUCUUAUUUAUAAAGGUGAAGGAAAGUGGUUCCGAAAUAUUGACUAUUACCGUUUAGAUGGUUCUACUACUGCACAGUCAAGGAAGAAGUGGGCUGAAGAAUUUAAUGAUGAAACUAAUGUGAGAGGUCGAUUGUUUAUCAUUUCCACCAAAGCAGGAUCUCUUGGAAUUAAUUUGGUUGCUGCUAAUCGAGUAAUCAUAUUUGAUGCUUCUUGGAAUCCAUCUUAUGACAUCCAGAGUAUAUUCAGAGUUUAUCGCUUUGGACAAACUAAACCUGUUUAUGUAUAUAGGUUCUUAGCUCAGGGAACCAUGGAAGACAAGAUUUAUGAUCGUCAAGUGACUAAGCAAUCACUAUCUUUUCGAGUUGUUGAUCAGCAGCAAGUUGAGCGUCAUUUUACCAUGAAUGAGCUUACUGAACUUUAUACUUUUGAGCCAGACUUAUUAGAUGACCCUAAUUCAGAAAAGAAGAAGAAAAGGGACACCCCUAUGCUGCCAAAGGAUACCAUACUUGCAGAACUCCUUCAGAUACAUAAAGAACACAUCGUAGGAUAUCAUGAACAUGAUUCUCUUUUGGACCACAAAGAAGAAGAAGAGUUGACUGAAGAAGAAAGGAAAGCAGCUUGGGCUGAGUAUGAAGCAGAAAAGAAGGGACUGACCAUGCGUUUCAGCAUACCAACUGGGACCACUAUACCUCCUGUCACUUUCAACUCUCAAACUCCUUAUAUUCCUUUCAAUUUGGGAGCCCUGUCAGCAAUGAGUAAUCAACAGCUGGAGGACCUUAUUAAUCAAGGAAGAGAAAAAGUUGUAGAAGCAACAAACAAUGUGACAGCAGUGAGGAUUCAGCCUCUUGAAGAUAUCAUUUCAGCUGUAUGGAAAGAAAACAUGAAUCUCUCAGAAGCCCAAGUACAGGCACUAGCAUUAAGUAGACAAGCCAGCCAGGAGCUUGAUGUUAAGCGAAGAGAAGCAAUCUACAAUGAUGUACUGACAAAACAGCAGAUGCUAAUCAGCUGUGUUCAGCGAAUACUUAUGAACAGGAGGCUCCAACAGCAAUACAAUCAGCAGCAACAGCAACAAAUGACUUAUCAGCAAGCAACACUGAGUCACCUCAUGCUGCCAAAGCCUCCGAAUUUAAUCAUGACUCCUCCUAACUACCAGCAGAUUGAUAUGAGAGGAAUGUAUCAGUCAGUGGCUGGUGGUAUGCAGCCACCACCAUUACAGCGUGCACCACCCCCAAUGAGAAGCAAAAAUCCAGGACCUUCCCCAGGGAAAUCAAUGUGAUUUUGCACUUAGAGCUUAAAGGAUUAUUAAAAUCAUAGAAAUAUCUUUUAUUUUUUUAGGAAUCAAUGACUUAACAGAACUCAACUGUAUAAAUAGUUUGGUCCCCUUAAAUGCCAAUCUUCCAUAUUAGUUUUAAAUUUUUUUAAAUAGGGCAUACCAUUUCUCCCUGACAUUUGUCAGUGAUGUUGCCUAGAAUCUUCUUACACACAUUGAGUACAGAAGAUAUUUCAAAUUGUUUUCAGUGAAAACAAGUCCUUCCAUAACAGUAACAGCUCCACCAAUUUCUUCUCUAAAUUUUUAUGCCUGCUUUUAGCAGCCAUGAAAUUGUCAUAAAAUUAAUGGAUUUAGAAAUGAAUAAAGAUUUAUAUAUUUGCUCUUUACAUAUAAAAACAUGCAGCUGAGUUCUUAGAGUUGAUUCCUCAAGUUACAAAAUACUUUUGUACUUAAUCCAUUUCUUGACUAGGGUGAUUGAAAUGGUCAAUGUUCUUUUGACUGAAGUCUGAAACUGGGCUCCUGCUAUAUCGUCUCUAUGAUUGAAUGUUAGAAACGAAGGGUUAUCUUUUACACAGAAUUGUGUGCAAUAUUCUUAAAUACUACUACUCUAAAGUUGGAGGAGUCUUUCAGUUAUCUUAGCAUUGUAUAAACAGCCUUAAGUACAGCCUAAGAAGAGAAUUCCUUUUUCUUCUUUAGUCUUUCUGCCAUUUUUUAUUUUCAGUUCUAUGUGCUGAAAUAAUUACUGGUAUAGGACUACAGGGUUGUGGAUUAUCUUCUGCAUGUGAUUUUUUUCUCCUGGCACUAAUAUAAAGCACAUCUCUCAGCGGCAUGGUGCCAGUGCUAGUGCUUCAUCCUGUUGCUGGCAGUGGGAUGUAGACUAAGAAAAUCCAGUUCUAGCAUUUUAAGAGGUUAGCGCUGAACUUGUACUUGCUAGGUUCACACCCUGCUUUAUAAACAGCUUCAAAAUGGCAGAAUCAUUGCUGACUUUAAGUUCACAUGAGGAAUGUGCUUUAACAAUUCCCAGUAAUAACUGUAGUGUGAAGUAAUUCCUCUUAAAGAUAAGGAUCACUGGCUUCUAUGUUCUUCUUUUCUCUCAUAAUCAUGUUCUUUCCCCCAGUUUCUUUACAUUUUAUUAAAUUGCUUUCAAGUUUGAUAUUUUUUUUCAGUUUUGAUCUGAGAUGAUUUUAUCAAAACUAAUUCACUCAGUACCCUUUCAUACGGUUUUAACUAGAAAAUCAUUACUUUUUUUCUUAAUCCAGGAUUAUAGACUACUUAUUACCUUAUUCAUAUUCAGUUUGGUUGCUUGAGUUUUCUUAAUUCAAAAAGUGUUAUUGACUAUGGGAGUCACCUCAACAUAGCAAAACCAUUUUUGAGAUGGUAAUGUAAUAGGUAGAAACAGCUCAAGAAUUCCUGAAAGAAAGAAAAGAAAGCUGGGUGGAGGAUUUGCUUUAGGUAUCACUGGAUUAGACUGACUUUAACUUGAGCUAAAACUGUUUUGAGUUGUUUAGAUAAUCAAAGGUUUCCAUUUUUAUCUUGAAAGAACUAGUGACAAAAUAUCCAAGCACACUAGGUUUAUGAUAGAGAAUUUGUAAGGUUUCGUGGAUCCACCCCCACCUUCCCGUGGCAGCAUACUGCUAAUGAAUUCCAUGUAUUUGGAUAUCGUGCCAGCCAUAUAGUCAAAUUUGUUUAAGGGGGGCAGAUGUGUGUUUACUUUAGAAGAAAUGAAAAAGACAAGAUUUAUGUGAAAUAUUUGAAGGCAGUACACUCUGACCAACUGUUAUCAGUUGGUAUUUCUGCAAGUCCAGAAUACUUUAAACCUGAUUUACUAGACCUGGGAAUUUUCAACAUGGUCUAAUUAUUUACUCAAAGACAUAGAUGCAAAAAAAAAAAAAAAAAAUUAGGCAACCUUCUAAUCCCUUUUCAUCAUGGAUGAAACUGAUUUAAGAAUAGUACUUGUAAUUGGAAAUCAGAGUUUGAAAUAAAACUUGGACCACUUUGCAUACACUCUUCUCACUUAACAUUUUAGCUACAUAAUAUGUACUUUGAGUAUAACAUCAUGUUUUAACAAAUAUUUAAUGACAAAAGUCACAUCAAUAAGAUACUAAAAGGCUCAUUUUUAUAUUUGUUUUAGAUGUUUUAAAUAGUUGCAAUGGCUUAAAAAUGACAAUUUAAAUUGUUGCUUGUAAUACAGUUUUGCCUGCUAAAUUCUCCACAUUUUGUAACCUGUUUUAUUUCUUUGGGUGUAAAGCGUUUUUGCUUAGUAUUGUGAUAAUGUAUAUGUUUUGUCCCAGUUGUAUAGUAAUGUUUCAGUCCAUCAUCCAGCUUUGGCUGCUGAAAUCAUACAGCUGUGAAGACUUGCCUUUGUUUCUGUUAGACUGCUUUUCAGUUCUGUAUUGAGUAUCUUAAGUACUGUAGAAAAGAUGUCACUUCUUCCUUUAAGGCUGUUUUGUAAUAUAUAUAAGGACUGGAAUUGUGUUUUUAAAGAAAAGCAUUCAAGUAUGACAAUAUACUAUCUGUGUUUUCACCAUUCAAAGUGCUGUUUAGUAGUUGAAAUUUAAACUAUUUAAUGUCAUUUAAUAAAGUGACCAAAAUGUGUUGUGCUCUUUAUUGCAUUUUCACAGCUUUGAAAAUCUGUGCACAUAUUGUUUCAUAGAAAAUGUAUAACUUUUGAUGUCCUGUUUAAUGGUGAUUCUUUUGCACAUUUAGUUGUUUAAUAUUGGGAGGUCAAGAAGUUUGGUUUUUGAAUAUGUUAUAUACUAAAUUCUGUAAAAGGAGAUCUCUAACCUCAAAAAGAAUUUACAUACCAGGAA
Messenger RNA from Jaculus jaculus (lesser Egyptian jerboa), 10457 nucleotides. RefSeq names its product ATRX chromatin remodeler (gene Atrx). Lineage: Eukaryota; Metazoa; Chordata; Mammalia; Rodentia; Dipodidae. Bases 238 to 7653 code for a protein of 2471 amino acids. The record is from RefSeq and is a predicted model, not a curated record. Gene Ontology annotation, molecular function: ATP-dependent chromatin remodeler activity; ATP binding. The transcript is spliced from 35 exons.